AUGGACAGCGUGUAUAAGCCCUCCUCCACAGAGAGGGUUCUGCUGCUGGAGAAGGAGCUGGCAGAGAGGCUCAGCGAACUGAAGGCUGGGUUGGAAGAACAGGGGCUCCUUCCGGGAACAGCCAACCGGGUCUUCAGCUCCGUUCAAAUACCAAAGGAUGUCGCCCACUUUAGACGUGAACGGGAAGAGGCUCUGAAGAGGACCCUCCAGGUGGCCGAGUCCAAGCCCCUUGUCAUUCAGGCAGAUGUCCUCAAGAGGGAGCUAGAGAGCUGCCUAAGGAGAGAGUACACACCGGAAAAUCUUCCCCUGCUUCUGCUGCAGCAUUACACAGAGAGAAUCCUGCAGCUGGGCCAGAGUAAGCAUUUGCACGUUCUGAGGUGGAAGAGGCACUGCCAAACCAGUGAGACCAUGGAGGAGCUCUACCCUCUCUACAAGAAACAAGUUGACUACAUCAUGCAGGAGUUCAAUGACUCGGUUCAGAGAGCACAAAGACUGUCGGUUGCUAGAGAAAACUUCCUUGUGGGAAAGAACAACCCUCCGGACCUCGUGACUCCGGAGGACCUGGCGAUUUACACCAGGUGGUUAGUGUGCCACCUGCAGGCCCUUGGGACCGUUCACCACUACCUGCAGGCCCUCCAGUAUUUGCCCAUCUCCAAAGCGCUGAGUCUGGCUGAUAGGCAAGUCCCGGGAUUUAGUGAGGAAAAUGGGAAAGUCUGUGACACCAACCUUAACGCUGUAUCUCCUGGUCCUCUGGGUCCCAGUGUUUCAGGGCCAGGGAGAACAGAUGCUGCGUUUGUCUUGCCUCAGCACAUGACAGACAGGGAUGGUCUGAAACCUCAACUGAAGCCUCUACUCUCACAUUUCCACAUCCCGUACGACGUGCAAAAGCUGAGGGACUCAGCCAAAGAGAUGGAGCUCUUCUCCUUGGUUUCUCAAAACUUCCGAAGCAUCUUCACGGAGCAACAAAGGAUGUGGACAUUCCCAGACCAUGAGGCCGGGAGAGCCGAAGUGCAGAACCCGACUAUGUCAGGACCCACAACCACCCUGAAGAAGAGAGCCACCUGGGUUCCCUUUGUGAAGGUCAAGCCGAAACGUGACCCUUGGCAGAAGAAGAUGCUGACCAGACUCAAAGAGCACAAAAGACUAGACGACUUAAUGCACCUCCAGUCACAGUUUUUGAAGAUUUCUGACCCCGUGCGAGUCAUGCAAGUACUCCAGGACCACGCUGCGAAGACAGUGCCUAUGACGCCACAUGACCCAUCUCCCCCAACUUCUCAGGCUCCGAGUCCGUGCAACUAUGACCACAUCUGGAAGAAUAUUUAUAGCAACCCCAAGCUCUACCAGGCUGAGAAUGUGAAGGAAGACAGCUUUUCAGUGGAGCCAAGUGACAAUGACCCCACAAAACCACAUCUCAGCCAGAGUUCAGAGGGGUCUCUCAAGCAGAAAACAGAGACAGGAUACAAUUAUGGUGUGACUCUGCAACUGCUGGGCUUGAGUGACGGGACUGAGCCUGACAGGAAUCCUGUCUUGACGAGAGGGGCCUACUUAUCCUUCCUGUGUCUGCGCCACCUGCACAUCCGGGAGCUACAGCGCAUCUGUUUGGGAGUCCUUAACUACUUCAGAUCAGUUGAGCGAACUUUGACAAUGAACACUUCAGGCCUUACCUUGGUUUCAGGGACCCUGGUCCCCACUCUGGGAGAUAGUUCUUGGGUAAAUGUGGCAAAAGGAGGCUUGAGCACCUUACAAGGCCUAGGAGCUCACCACUAUGUCCAUGGGACUCCUGCUGAGCACAAGGUCCACAGCAUCCAGUUCCUGGAGUUCUCGGAAGCUGAGAACCAGCACGACUUCUACAGCACAGAAGCUGGCUGCAUCCACACCCAGGAUCAGCUCGGCGUGUAUGUCGUGUAUGACACCGCCCUGCAGGAUUUGAAGGAACUGGAGUCAGAGCUGCUGCUCGUUGCUAGCCAUUAUAUUGAGAAAGAAAAAAGCCACAGAGAGGACAGCAGGUCGGAGGGCAGCCAGCGCCUCGGCUGGGCCAAUGCGAACGUGGACAGAUUUGCCGUGCUGUACGACCUGUGGGCCUGCGAGGCGAAUCUUCUGGAGUGCAAACGCCAGCUUCUUGAUAGUUACUUGGAAGCCUACCAGCACACCUUGGACCCUGAAGAACGGCUUGCUCUAGCACAAGCCAUGACUGACAUUAUGCACCGACGCCCUAAGUUGGAUUUCAGCCACUCAUAUUUCACUAAGGCCUACCAAGACGACUGCACCUGCCUGAGGCUCCACCUGCAGCUAGUGAGGAGCAUCCUCAGCUACCACUUAGAGCAGCAGCAGGAGUACGUCCAGAGUCUCUGGCGAGGGGAUCAUCCUGAGGCUCACAAGACGUUCGGUCUUCCCCUGAACAUAAUUUGCAAGCAAUUUGUUUCCAUCAACAACAGCUGCCCAGGUUCGGAAAACGUCCAUCUGCUGGAGCUCCACCCUUCCCUUGGCCAGGCUGGCCUCAUCCCCAAGGCUCUGCAGCACCUGUUGCGGGAGGCUCGCCACGCCCACAAGGCUGCGUCACCCAGCGGGCUCGCCCAGCUGGAGAUUCGCGUCUUGCGGCUUGCCCUAGACUUGUGGCUCACCCCAGCCAAGCCCGAGGCCUGGUACAGCGCACAACUCCAAAGAGAUCUCUUUUCAGCCAAAGUGAUGGGUGAUCCCUUCCUCGUGGAGGAGGUGGGCCUGCUUGCGCUCAGGUCUGCGGUGGACGAAGAGCAGAAACAAGGCCAAGAUUUCCAUGCACUGCUCCUGGACACGUUCUCCAAACUUUUGGAACUGCUGACCCUGCGUCACCGGCUAAUAGACGCGAGUGUGGCCAGUGCAUACUUGGCUGGGCUCUAUAAGGAAUUGGCACUGGAGAUGGGUUUUGAAGAAUCACAUUUGCAUCUGAGGCCGAUUCCCUUUGAGUUUGCAGCACACAAGGACAAGGUGGACCCACCCCCGCCGGUCUUUAUAACUUCUCUGCUGGAGGACAGCAGUCGGGUAGACAGAUACUGCCCCACCUCCCUCGCCUUAGCCAUCUCUGAGCUGGAUGACACCCAAGUCGGCAAAUUCAGUUUUUACACAAAAGAAACCAUCCUCAAGCUCUUGGUCCAUUCAGGAGUGGAAAAUAUGCAAGUGACCCUCGCAUGCCAAACUGCUCAGAAAAAUGCUCUGAUGGUGGCCAUUCAACAGGUGUUCUUUUAUCACAUCCCCGGCGUGGACAGCCCUGUUGAUGUCAAGGAAACAAGUUCAGACCCGAGGCAUCAUGGUGAAAUGAGACCAAGCAGAAGAGAGUCCAGAACUGCGAAUGGCAAAGAGCGUUUGCUGUUAGCCCCGACUCUGAGAGCCCCAGGCCCCGUUUCUCAUUCUUCAGAUGGAUUUAAGACUUCUAAGAGGGCUCCAGAGGCCUUCGUGUCUAUUCAACUAGAAAAGGCGGGUUUGCGGGACCUGACACUGAACACCUUCCUGCACAGGAAGCAGACAAUGGCAGACCAGGUAAAGAGCCCUGAUGACAUUGAAAAAAUGAAGAAGGAGCUAAUAGUCGAAUAUUGCCAAAAGUUGAACCUCCGCAUGUCUCAUCAUUCCCUUCGGGGUCAGAUCAUGGCCUACUGUAACAGCCUGAGAGUUCUGCUAGACGGCUUUCCUACCAUCAGAGACACCUUCUUCAUGGUGGGACAAGCAAAUGAGAAGAAGGGAUUGAAGGAUUCCGGUGGGGAAGUCAAAGCGGACUCCAGUCGGAGUUUUCAGCCUCGGCCUCGAAGUUUGCUGUCCGCUGAUGGAAGAAUCUUCCUCAAUUUAUGGUUUAUUCCCCAUCCGUCUGAAGUGCUGCUUAUGUUCAAAACUCUGCCGGAAGAGGAAGCUUUUAGAGCCCUAAAACUGACUCUGCAGCUCGUGGCUUCUCUCCACGACAUUGUGGCCUACAUUUUCAGUUUUGCCAAACUUGGCAAUUGCUCACCGUGCUUCGACCUUCCUCUAAGUCCUAACCCUUUGAGGAGGGACUGGGGAGGAGCUGAGGGCAUUGGGACUGAACUUCAAGAGCUGCAGAAAAUGAUUGACAGUCUCCAGAGCCCCCAGGACCCGAGCCAGGUGGCCCAGGCCCUUCUCCUCCGCAGGGAGGUGACACUGCUGCAGUUCGAUGCAGCCGUGAGACAUCUCCUCCGAACGUUUUUGGCUGCGGGAAACGCUCCUGCCUACCAGUCUGUCGCAGAUGGUGCGCGCUGUGGUCUGCCACAACUGGGCAACUCUCUCAGGAAGAGCAUCUUCGCCUCACAGCUCAGCCUGCCCCAGCCACUGGAUCCUCAGAGCCUCCGGGCAUUUGAGCUGUUCCCAUGGAGGGCGUUCCUGGAAGACGGUGGACCGUUUCCAGUUAUAAGCAGCAUCCCGGACACCCUAGAGUAUGAUAUGCAGAUGUGUCUCUGUGGGCUAAGUGACCGUGACCGCAAAGUGGCCCAUGGAGAGCUGGUGGCUGUGCAGAUGCUCUUGGAAGAUGUCCUCGUGGGCAGCCGUCACACGAUCCGGAAGGCGUCUACUGAACUGGGAGCCGCACUGGACAGUGCGCAGCCAGACUGGUCCAAACUGCCAGGACUCUGCCCAAACCAAUUGGAAAGUCACCCAAAGGCUUCUGCAUUGCUGGAGGGGCCAUAUGAUGUAGUAAUGUCUCUGGCUCUGUUGAAAUCCUUCCUCAUCUUGUGGAAGCAGCUGGAAGUGCUGAAGGAACACUGGGGCCGACUCAAGCUUCGAGGGCAGGACGUCAACUCUGCCCUGCUCCACAAACAGGUCUCGGAGCUCUAUGAAGCUGAGAUCUUCUACCCCAGCAUGAAAGCUCUCGCCAGGCAGAUGGGCAAAGACGAUGAAUUUGAAGAACUUAUAAUAAGAAGCCAAUCUAUCCUCCCCCCAAAGGGAGCCUCAGAAAUGGAAAUAAAACUUCAGCAGCUUCAGAAACUUCUGGAAAGUUUAGAAAUUCACAUGAUCCAAGAAGUACUGAGAAAAGUUAAUAGAGAGAUGACACUGUUUCUAUCCGAAAAGUCCAAGGAGGAGUCCACUCUCCCAACAGAUCUUUGGAAACACCCAGUCAUGAGAGAAAACUUUUCAGUUGUGAGACCCCAGAUAGUUGAGAGAUUUGUACAGAGGCUAAUGGAGAAUUCCCAAGACAAUGGACUUGAGAUCACUUUCCAGAGGGAGCACCUUGAAGCCUGCCUCCUCUCGCUGGGCUGCGAUGUGAUGGCACGAGAACGUAGCAACUUUGAGACCUACUCCAUGUGUUAUGAGCAUGUCCUGCAGCACGCCAGGCAGAAGCUUCGCCAGAAGGAGCAGGAGGUAGACUUGCUACGAAGAAGUCAAGCUCCCCCUGAAGACCGUGCUGGCCAGAUCGCAGAGCUCAGUCAUGACAUAAUCAUGGAGAUCACCGCUCUGAGGGCCCGGCUCGCAGACCUGGAAGAGGAGAAUCUGAAUCUGGAAAUCCAGAUUAGGAAAGAGGUCCAGGAAGAGUACAGAGAAUUAGUGCAGGCUUUGUUUAUGACCUGCUUACACAUAAAGGAGAAACUGGAUGAGAAUCAGUUUAAUUUGAUCCAGAAAGUGUGUGAGCUCAUCGGUGAAGUGAGAGCUGAAGGGAUUGCCAACGUGAAGCAGCUAAAGAAAACCUGGGGCUCUGCCAGACCUGAGGGAGAAACAAAAGAGAAUGCAGCCAAAGAGCAACUGUGGGCCUUGGAACAGGACAACAGCUGCACCCUGGCUGCUCUACUGUGCAAAGCGCGGAGCCUGGGCCGCUGGCGGCUGGCUGUGCAGCAGGCACACCUCAGAGGUCAGCUGAGCAUGGCAGAGAAGGAAUCUAUUCACAGUAAAAAGGAGUGCUUGCGAAUCAAGCUAAUGGCGGAGCAAGAAGUGGCUUUACUUCAUCAACAGCUCCUGGCUGCAAGGCAAGCCCUGACCAAAGCUCAGACUGACAACAGGAAGCUGUGGUGGCAGAAUGAGACCCAGGCCCAACUGCUGAGGGAGUUGGAGCACAGAGUGACUCAAGACGCGGUCACUCGGCAGCAGCUGGAUAUCAUAAAAACAUCUGGCAUGGAGACGCUCCUGAAAGACGUGGAGCAAAAAGAGCAAAAACUGCAGCUCCUGACAGAAGAGGCUGAGCGGGCUUCGAAGCGAGGCCAGCUGCAGCAGAAGAAGAUGGACAGAGACCUGAAGCAGAUGAGAAACCGGCUCGCUCAGGAGCGCAGUAUGAAGCUGGAGGCCUUCCAACGAGUGCAGGAGCUACUGAAUCGGCUUCACGACACCAAGCAGCCCUCUGCCCACAUGGCCUCCCCAGUCGGGCUUAGAUCCCAGACCCACUGCUCCCUAAAUUCUGCCCCAGCAUUAUUCCGAUACUCUCCCCAUCAUUUUUCAAAGACUCAUCUUAUGGGCAGUAAAAUGUCAAGAAGGAUUCAAAGGCCAAAGACCGUACCGGUAAAACACAGCAGAACGGACGGUGAUUCUUUACCCAGUGUGGCAGAAAAUGCUCAACUUACAACUUUCCCAGUUCAAACAGCGCCAUCAUCCGGGAUUUCAUUCAGACCUGAAAGGUAA
Rattus rattus (black rat) is the source of this 6579-nucleotide messenger RNA. RefSeq lists its product as uncharacterized. The record is from RefSeq and is a predicted model, not a curated record. Bases 1 to 6579 code for a protein of 2192 amino acids. NCBI's taxonomy places the organism in Eukaryota, Metazoa, Chordata, Mammalia, Rodentia, Muridae. The transcript is spliced from 47 exons.